This is a messenger RNA of Triticum dicoccoides, 1391 nucleotides long. Its product is annotated as vacuolar protein sorting-associated protein 26A-like. Lineage: Eukaryota; Viridiplantae; Streptophyta; Magnoliopsida; Poales; Poaceae. The record is from RefSeq and is a predicted model, not a curated record. The coding region runs from base 183 to 1097 and encodes 304 amino acids. Gene Ontology annotation, biological process: intracellular protein transport. The transcript is spliced from 11 exons.
CAGUAGAAGCCAGCAGACCAGCCCAUCCAACUCUCUCUUCCUCUCUCCUGAAGCCCGACCCGGCAGUUGACGCCCAGCUCCAACAACACCGGUGAUCCCCUCCUCCGGCGUCGGCGACCUUCCUCAGCUAUCGUCCCCGCGUCGCCCUCCACAUCCACCUUUUCUUUUGUUCCGACGUAGCCAUGAAUUACAUCAUCGGCGCCUUCAAGCCGCCCUGCGACAUCUUCGUGACCUUUUCCGAUGAGAGGAGCCGGAAGCAGGUUGCAGUCAAGAAGGAUAAUGGAAAGACAACCAUGGUGCCGGCGUUCCAGAGCCUGGAGACCAUAGCCGGAGAGGUAUCAAUAGCGCCUGUUCCUGGUAAAAGGAUUGAGCACAUGGGUGUUAAGAUUGAGCUGCUUGGACAGAUAGAGUUGUAUUUCGACAGAGGCAACUUCUAUGACUUCACUUCACUGGUGCGUGAGUUAGAUGUUCCUGGUGAAAUAUAUGAAAGAAAGACAUAUCCAUUUGAGUUCUCUACUGUUGAAAUGCCAUAUGAGUCAUACAAUGGAACAAAUGUCAGACUGAGGUACAUCCUGAAAGUGACUAUUGGUAGAAACUAUGUUGGUAAUAUUGUGGAAUCUCGGGAUUUCUGUGUAAGGAACUAUUCUCCUCUUCCUUCAAUCAAUAACAGCAUCAAGAUGGAAGUUGGAAUUGAAGAUUGCCUGCAUAUUGAGUUUGAGUACAGCAAAAGCAAGUACCAUCUCAAGGAUGUCAUUGUAGGAAAGAUCUAUUUUCUUCUAGUCAGAAUAAAGAUAAAAAACAUGGAGCUUGAGAUUCGCCGCCGGGAAUCAACAGGAUCAGGUCCUAACACAUAUGUUGAGACUGAGACACUUGCUAAAUUUGAGCUGAUGGAUGGUGCCCCAGUCAGAGGAGAGUCUAUUCCUGUAAGGCUAUUCUUGACUCCAUACGAGCUAACCCCGACUUACCGCAACAUAAACAACAAGUUCAGUGUCAAGUACUACCUCAACCUGGUCCUUGUGGACGAGGAAGACCGGAGAUACUUCAAGCAGCAAGAGAUAAACAUGUUCCGCCUUGACGAAACUCCACAGCCUUCAUAAACUUCAACCGCUGGGAACCUGGCCUGAAUGGUGUUGCAAGAAUUAGCAAUUUGGCAUCCUGUUAUGCUGUAUAUAACUCUCCAGGAGAGCAUGCAGUGCAGUUCCAAUGUACCGUGGCGCUGUCACUUGUUACGCCUUUUUCAUAGCAAUCUGGUUAGAUACAAUCACUGAAAUGCUGGAUUGCUGACUUUUGGCCAUUUUCAUUUCGGCCCUCUUGUGAGACAUUUUUUUCCUUAGACGCUUGUGAAGCAUCUUGAGAUAACCAAUUGUAUUUGAUAUUUGCUUCAUCUACUA